This is a messenger RNA of Cladophialophora bantiana CBS 173.52, 423 nucleotides long. RefSeq lists its product as uncharacterized. Lineage: Eukaryota; Fungi; Ascomycota; Eurotiomycetes; Chaetothyriales; Herpotrichiellaceae. Bases 1 to 423 code for a protein of 140 amino acids. The record is from RefSeq and is a predicted model, not a curated record. The transcript has 2 exons.
AUGUACACUCGCAAAGUCUUCGAGGGAACCCUCAAUGCGGAAAUUGAGAUCCAGGAUCGCGAAGAUCCGGUCUACAUCCUUCUUCGGCUCAGACAACCUAGCUCAACGCCGAACAAGGUCUACACAUGCGACUACCCCAUCAGCGGCUUCCCACGCAGAUUUAUCGUGGAGAACGAGAGAAACGCGUCAAGACAGCAAAAGCGAAGGCAAGAGCUGGCAAGACGUCGUGAAGCUGCUGGCGAAGCUGCCGCUUCUCUGCCGUUGCCACGCACCAGCCAAGCAGCCAACCCGAGGUCGUCGUACAACAUCAUUGCUCGUGUACCGUCUUCAGAAAGUCUAACAGAUUCAGAUAGAGAAUGCGAUGAUGGGCUGCUGUCAGAGACCGUUCUGAAAGAGUAUGAGGCGUGGUCGGUUCGAGACUGA